Phaeodactylum tricornutum CCAP 1055/1 is the source of this 219-nucleotide messenger RNA. RefSeq lists its product with no specific name. Gene Ontology annotation, molecular function: protein folding chaperone; protein-folding chaperone binding. The transcript has a single exon. The record is from RefSeq and is a predicted model, not a curated record. Gene Ontology annotation, cellular component: nucleus; cytoplasm. NCBI's taxonomy places the organism in Eukaryota, Bacillariophyta, Bacillariophyceae, Surirellales, Neidiaceae. The annotation marks the transcript as partial.
AUGGCCAAAGCCGACUUUUACCGGGUUCUCCAGGUGGCGCCACACGCUACCAUGGCGGACAUUAAAACGAAUUACCGUCGAUUGGUCCUUCAACUCCAUCCCGAUCGACUCAAGCACGUGCCGGAAGCGGAACGCCUGUUGAAAACCGUCGAAUUCAAGAAAGUCACGGAAGCCUACGCCGUCUUGUCCGACACCACGCAACGCCACGCUUACGAUCGG